AUGCGUCGAACGCCUGGCAACUUGCUGCUGUGGUGCAUCACGCUUCUGACGCCAGCUGGGGCGGAAUGGAUUGCAGUCUGUUUGUUCGGCCGCGUGCGCGGGGCAAGGGUUGUCGGGGAAGCGCUGCGGCAGAACUUGCUGGACCCUUUGUGCGGCGGGAGCUGCGCAGCUGAGGCGCCGCAGCAUCGUGUGGACGUCUACAUCGCUGGGCCUGCCACCUCUGGAUCGCCACUUCGGGGGACGGCCGAUCUACUGGAUGCCCAAGGAUUUCCGUGGCUGGUGAAGGGGGUGCGGUUCCAGGACGAGUCGCACAUUCUGAGCUACCUGAACACGCCGGAGAACAUCGACAACUGGCACAAAACCUUGCUGAUUCGUGGCAACUGGAUUGGUGCUGCCAGCAAACUCAUGAGCAAGCGGCGCAUACAUAGAAGGAGGGGCAGCGGACUCUGGCAAUACUUCGCCCAACAUCAAUGCUUGGAGAUGAUCGAGGGCCAGGAGCGGUUUGCUGCGACCAGCUACGACCGCCUGGUGCUAAGUAGGACCGAUCUGAAGUGGAUCUUUCCCCAUCCGCCACCUCACGCCCUGGAUCGGACGUUGGCCUGGAUCCCGGACACGAUGGAGGACGACUGGGGUGGCAUUUACGAUCGACACUAUGUCCUUCCCCGCUCCCUGCUGAGAGCUGGCCUGGGCGGUUGGGAGAUGCUGGUCGACGGGCGAGCCUGGCGUCUCAUGGCGACGGGGGCUGAUGUCAUGUUGCCUGGAAGCAAUGUGUCGAUGAACACUGAGACUUAUCUGGCACUCCGCUUGGAGUAUGCUGGGGCGCAAAUCGCGCGCUAUCCGGCCACUGCCUAUCUCGCCUGCGACAGCUCCGAGUGGAAGGAUGGCAAGACAGGCAUGAGCCAAGGAGGUUCACGCACGGUACACGGC
Molecule: messenger RNA, 927 nt
Organism: Symbiodinium sp. CCMP2456
Lineage: Eukaryota; Dinophyceae; Suessiales; Symbiodiniaceae
Source: the annotation of a GenBank genome assembly